Messenger RNA from Opisthorchis viverrini, 1506 nucleotides. RefSeq lists its product as hypothetical. Gene Ontology annotation, molecular function: protein binding; peptidyl-prolyl cis-trans isomerase activity. The transcript has 10 exons. NCBI's taxonomy places the organism in Eukaryota, Metazoa, Platyhelminthes, Trematoda, Opisthorchiida, Opisthorchiidae. The record is from RefSeq and is a predicted model, not a curated record. The coding region runs from base 1 to 1506 and encodes 501 amino acids.
AUGCCCAACUCAGAUUGGCGUAAGCAAAGAGGUUGCCAACCCUUGACUUGGCAGAGGAGUAUGAGGGAGAUCACGAAACGCUUAGGUGAUGUCGGUGCUACUCGCCUUCCAGGAUGGGGACCGCGUGAUCCUCACUGUGCCUGGUUAGAGACACUACAAGAUAUGACUUCUAACCGAUGUCAGUGGCGUUCUUGUUGUCAGUUUCUAUCCAGAUUGCCUGAUCAAACUAAUGAAUUCUUGGAUCCCCUUGAGGGCACAAAGGACCAUCCGUCUCCAGACGCCUCAUUAGUGGAUGUCAUUGUUGAUCGCACACCAGCUGGUGAGUCGUCCCAGCUGCAUGACCAGAUAAAAGAAACAACCACUGCCUAUCCUGAAAUGGAUACAUGUGAGGACGAGAUCAUUGACGUAUUGGGCAAUGGACUGAUCACUAAAAAAGUUGUCAAUUUCUCCGAUAACUUCUUAUCUAUUCUAACAAAGGGUCUUGGUAGGAAAAGCAGACCAAACCACGGAGAUCUCGUGGAAAUCAGCUUUAAAGGUUAUCUUGAAGAUGGAACUAUUGUUGAUGACGUGGCCUCAAUGGUGUGCACGUUGGGAGAUGGUGACGUCAUACAAGCGCUUGACCUGUCCCUCCCACUUGCUGAGCGGGACGAGCGGUUUGAACUGAUCACUGACGCGCGCUUCGCUUACGGAUCCUUAGGAAGAGACCCAGACAUCCCUGGAGAUGCUACUCUUCGUUACGAAGUACAUUUAUUAUCCUCAAGUGACCCGCCCUCUUAUUCCUCUUUGUCGGAUCCGGAGCGGCUCUCCAUGGCUGAUCAGAAACGUGAACGCGGGAACUACUACUAUCGUUUGCAAUAUGAGUUUGUUUACAGGCGUGAAGAAUAUGCAUUUGCAGUCAAUAGUUACAAUAAAGCCCUCAAAUUGCUGUCGGUGCCAACGGCAAACCAGUCAACCGAACGCACAGCUUCAACCUCAGAUACGAUGAAUUCUUCGGAGCUUUUAGAGGAGUUGGAGAUCAAGUUGCUGAACAACUUGGCAGCAACCCAAUUAAAGAUCCAGGCGUACGAUGCGGCAGUUAAAUCCUGCAAUGCUGUUCUACAGAGGGACCCUCGGAACUUCAAGGCGUUGUUCCGAAAGGGAAAGGCCCUGCUCGAACAGGCCGAGGUAGACGAAGCUAUUCCAAUACUGCGGCUGGUUCACGAAAUGGUGCCAAGUUCCUCUAUGGUUGCCAGUGAGUUACGGCGUGCUCGGUGUCUACAGCAGCGUGAGCGUGAGCGUUGGUCUCGUGCUGCUAGUAAGAUGUUCUCUCAGCAUGACAGCAAGAGUAUGAAAACACGUUCUCGGUUCUUCGGACUACAGCUUCCUGUGCUUCGUCGGCGGACCCUACUUGUUAGUGCUGUUCUUACGAAGUACUUCCUGGAUGUAGACCGACUUAGGUCAUCAAAGCUUACCAGACGACUACCGAUUCCACAUGACUUAAAGGGACCAAACCGUCCAAGAAUAUGA